AUGAUAAACAACAAAUUUCACUGGCUGCUAUUUUCAAUUCUUACGAGACUCUGCUCCGCUAACGAUGGAUUAUUCGGCUCUAAAUUUCAAAGCGAUGUUCCUGAAUACGACUUACUUCAUGCAAUCGGCGUACCAUUCAGUAACCCGAAAACCCAAUACUUCGACGAAGGCUUAGACGGUUUCCCCGCUUACGGUUUGAAACCAGGAUCCGAUAUCAAAUCGCCGUACCGUCUGUUCAUGCCGGAAAAAUUGUACUCCGAAUUUUCCAUAACAGCCACCGUUAGACCGGCAAACAAAGAUGGCGGCUUUCUCUUCUCUGUGGUUAACCCUUUGGAAACAGUCGUGCAAUUGGGCGUACAACUCAUACCCUCCGGCCCUGGUUUGACAAACAUAUCUUUGUUGUACACUGAUGCGAAUGUGUACGCCUUAUCGCAAACGAUAGCAUCCUUUGUUGUCCCGUCCUUUUCUAAAAAAUGGAGCCGAUUCGCUUUGAGGGUUACUGUGGAUAACGUGACAUUAUUUCUUAAUUGUCACGAAUUCGAUACUGUUGCCGUGAGGAGGAAUCCUAUGGAACUGGUAUUUGAUUCAGCGUCUACGCUGUAUGUUGGACAAGCUGGACCGCUUAUCAGGGGCGCUUUUCAUGUAAGUACUAAUUUGAAUAGAGAAAAUUAG
Messenger RNA from Diatraea saccharalis (sugarcane borer), 672 nucleotides. The record is from the annotation of a GenBank genome assembly. Lineage: Eukaryota; Metazoa; Arthropoda; Insecta; Lepidoptera; Crambidae.